Chironomus riparius is the source of this 1867-nucleotide messenger RNA. Lineage: Eukaryota; Metazoa; Arthropoda; Insecta; Diptera; Chironomidae. The record is from the annotation of a GenBank genome assembly.
AGUCUUAAAGGAGUCGGAAGAAAAAAAGAAUCGGGGAAAUAAAAAUGUUAAAUCCAAGAGUUGUAAAAGUUUUUAAGACUCAUUUGCUUACAAUUACGACAGUGUUGGCAGUGAUUUUAAGUAUAAUUGUUGGUAUAUCAAUGAGAUUUACUCAUGAAGGUGGAUAUAAUGCACGUACAGUUAUGUACGUUAAUUUUUUGGGUGAUUUAUUUUUACGAAUGAUAAGAGCAAUUAUCUUGCCAUUAAUUAUAUCAUCCCUAAUUGCUGCCAUUGCGCCACUUGACAUAUCACUUAGUAAAAAAAUUGGAAUGCGAGCAAUUAUUUAUAUCCUUGCGACUACCGUCUUUGCCGUUAUUUUGGGUAUUGUUUUAGUGCUCACAAUAAAACCUGGUGGGAAAGGAAUUGAGGAUGCAAGCAAUCCAGGUGAAAAAACUCGUAAAGCAAGCACAAUCACAGACACUUUAUUGGACUUGAUUAGAAAUGUGUUUCCCCCAAAUGUUGUUCAAGCAACUCUGCAAACUUACCAAACAACUUUGACAGCACCAAAAGAUAAUCCCAACGCAGAUGUCAAUGAUUGGAUCAUAUCACAUAAUUAUGUUGAUGGCACUAAUAUGUUGGGUAUAGUAGCCGUUUCGAUUAUUUUUGCAAUCACAAUGAGUACAAUAAGAGAUAAAGUUCCAAACUUAAUUGAAGUUAUUUUGGAGUUUAUGCAAGUUAUGAUGAAGAUUAUUCAGGCAGUCAUUUGGUUGACUCCAGUUGGAGUGUUCUUCCUUAUACUUGCCAAAUUUAUGGAGAUGGAUAAUAUUCUUGAUGUUUUUGAAAAGCUAGGUCUUUAUCUAGCUACCGUCUCGAUUGGAAUUUUCAUCCAAGGAUUUAUAUUUCUACCAGCUGUGUAUUUCGCAUUUACCAGAAAGAAUCCGCUCAAGUUUAUUGGAUAUAUGGGACCUGCAAUUUUAACAGCUCUCGGUACAUCAAGUUCCUUAGCUACAUUGCCUGUGUCAUUAAAAUGUGUUGAAGAAAAGGCAAAAAUUGAUGUGAGGGUCUCACGAUUUAUGUUGCCUCUUGGAGCUACCAUAAAUAUGAAUGGCACCGCUCUUUAUGAAGCUGUUGCUGCGAUCUUUAUAGCACAGCUGAGACAGAUAGACUUGUCUAUAGGAAAUGUCAUCGCAGUCUGCAUAACUGCAACGUGUGCAUCAAUUGGAACAGCUGGCGUGCCACAAGCAGGCUUAAUCACUUUAGUUAUGGUUCUAGACUCAAUCGGAAUUCCAGCACAAGACAUCUCAUUAAUCAUCGCCAUUGAUUGGAUUGUGAACCGAUUUAGAGCAUGUGUAAAUAUUUUGGGUGAUGCUUAUGGAGCUGCGAUUAUUGAAGCAAUAAGCAAAAAGGAACUCGACAGUUUGCCAAUUUGUGAAACAGAUGUAAAAGAUGAUUCGAAUAAUAACAGCAAUCAAGCAGUUACAAAGCUUUAAAUUUGACAUUUUAAGAAUGAUAAGGAUACAAAUUAUUAUUUUUUAAGCUUCUGAGAAAAUCAGUUUAAUGAUUGAUUGGAGUAAUAACUGUAGAAAAUAAAUGUAAUCUUUAAAUAAUUGACACGAGGAUUAAGCACGUGAUAUGAGAAGCUUUUACUCCCGGUUAAUUAAAGAAUAGAUUUAUUUCAACAAGUUGUACAUACGCUAACAAAGAUAAUGAUAAUUAAGGUAAUAAAAUGUAUAUCUAGAGUUUGAAGUCACUUGAGAUCUUGGGGAAUUUUGAUCAAAAGAUAUACGGAAUGUUCUUGUGACGCCUUAAUUUUUUUGUGCAAAUUCUCAUCCCGUGACUCGUUGUGCUUGUAAUAAACAGAAAUAAAAAAAACCCGUUAUUGAUAUAA